Scleropages formosus (Asian bonytongue) is the source of this 3121-nucleotide messenger RNA. RefSeq names its product tetraspanin 36 (gene tspan36). Gene Ontology annotation, cellular component: plasma membrane. The record is from RefSeq and is a predicted model, not a curated record. The transcript is spliced from 7 exons. NCBI's taxonomy places the organism in Eukaryota, Metazoa, Chordata, Actinopteri, Osteoglossiformes, Osteoglossidae. The coding region runs from base 351 to 1082 and encodes 243 amino acids.
AAACUCAGGCUUUCACCGCAGUAAGUGCGGCACUGAGGGUGAUACGGAGAGAGCUGGGGGCAUUAGGACCUUCAAGCCUUCAGCUCGUGGAGGAGGUCAUGCCUGGUUUGCACGCUCUAAUAGGCAUGUGAUCGUGUGACUCGAGAAGAUCCCAGUCAUGUGCUUCGCGCCGACACUGAUGAGCUGAGGAGGAGCUGAGGGGAGCCGAGCUGGAAGAGGGGGAUUUGGGGGCAGAAGAGCUGCGAAAAUACGCCAGACGUGGAAGGGCGAGGAGCGCGUGCAGAUUGAGAGAGGAGGACAGAAAGUGAAAGACUCCGAAGACCGAAGAGGCUCGAGCGAAGCGCGUAGACAUGGAGUGUGGAAUAAUAACGUCGAAAACGGUGCUCCUCAUCCUCAGCCUCAUAUUCUGGGCUGCAGGUGCUGCACUUGCCUACGUGGGCUCCUAUGUCCUAAAGAGCUACACCAAUUUCGGUGACUUCCUGGAGGAUAAGUACACCCUCAUUCCAGCUGCCAUCAUCAUUGGUGUUGCCGUGGUGAUGUUUGUCAUUGGAACCUUGGGCUGUUGUGCUACUCUGAAGGAGUCGAAAGUGGGCCUGGGCUUGUUCCUGCUGAUCCUACUUGUGAUUUUCACAGCUGAGGUCACUGCCUUUGUGUUCGGGUUCAUCUACAGGGGCAAGAUAAAUGGUAACCUGGAUCAGUCCAUGAAAGAUGUGUUCAAGAAAUACGAUGGGCAAAACGCAGAGACGCGAGCUGUGAACUACCUGCAGAUCCAGCUUCAGUGCUGUGGAAUUAAGAACUACACUGACUGGACCACGCUACCCUGGUUUCGUGGCCAUAAUGACUCAGUGCCCAGCUCCUGUUGUCGGGCCAACAUCACCAGCUGCACUGGCCAACUGGACCAGCCUGGCUUGCUGAACACACAGGGCUGUGAGAACAAGCUGGUACAGCUCCUUCAGGAUGUGAUAAGCUACGCUAUGCUAGUCAUCCUGGGCUUUGCCAUUAUUAAGUUCUUCGGGAUGCUGAGCGUGUGUGUGAUCACCUGCAGAAAGAGGAGGAACAACUACCAUCCUCUCUUGGCCUGAUUCUGCAGUCCCGAACCCCACCUCUGGAGGGUGCUCUUUCAAUACCUGUACUCAGAGAGCCACUUCCAGUCUCUACAUGCCAGUCCCCUGGGACUUGCUGCAGGUGUUGAGAUGACCACUGGAGAGUACAUGUGUAUAUCUGUAUGUUGACAUGUCAUCUUGUUUCAAAAGUUACUGUUGUCUUGUGGGUUUAACUCUGACUAGAGAUGGACUUGUUCUGCAGACACCUGUCCACCAGAAUGUUAAGGUUUUGUCUAACUAGACAUGGGGCAAUGAAUGUAUAUUUUUAAACUUAUGAUACAUAGGUGUCAGCUAUAUUUUGGAGAAAUUAAGAAAAAUCCAUAGUUUUGGCUUAAUAGGAUGAGUUGGCCAAUAAAUGGUAAAGAUGUGGACCAGUAAGUCCAUUUCUACAAGCACUGAAAAGACCAAAGAAGUGCAAGUCCAAUUUACCACCCCACUAAGGUCAAGUGCAAUUAACUGAUUGCACCCCUGCUGGUGAGUUUACUGAACUGCAUCACAGAGGACCGGUUGAGCUAGUUGAUUUCGUAGCGGAAAAGCGUUAGAGGAUUAUUUAAGCCUUUUUUUUUUUAUGUGUUAUGAGGAGCUACUAAGACACACAUUUACUCUCUUUCCAUUUUAAUAAUUCUUUGUUCAUAGUAUAACUUUUUUAAAUCUGUCAGCAAUAAAAUUAUUUAAAUGGUUGUCUGUUACCAAUAUUUGAACUUUGGAAGGAAUAACUAGCAAGGUUUGCAAAUAUGAUAGAGUAAUAUUACAUCUCGCAGUGGUUGUAUGAACAAGUUGACUUGCUGGGUUUCAAAGGCAAAGGAGAAACCUAAGUGGUUCCAUGUAUAUCUGGGGGUAGAAACACAGGAAGAAACUUACAAACUGCAUACAUGCUGUACCACUGCAUCCCCUGGGAGCAAAUUUCUGGUUUUUAGAAGAAUCUGAGUUGUUAGCUAGUCUCAGUACACCUGUGGCUCACACUAAUUAGCCACAAACACUUUGUUGGCUCUGAGGGGAGGACAAAGGCUUAACCCCCUGGGGCAUGCAGUGACACACAGCGGAAGCCCGGGCAGGCAGUUUGUUCCUGGUGGCUAAGCCCCUGAGGAGGAGCAGGGCUGCUGAGCAAAUGGGUGUGGAUCCGAGAAGGAACUCCUGGCAUAAAGCCAAGAAGAGCUCGAGAACUUGGGCUUGGUCUGCAGAGCAUAUUGCACUGCUUCAGACCUGGCACGGGAAUAGUAGCUGUGCUGUGGGGCUGCGCUGCUUACGUAAGGAAUAGAGCAACUUUAUCACUGCAUCAGCAGACAGAACUAGUGGUUCGUCAUGCUUUAAAGACGUACCAAUGCAGAAUGUCGAGUGAAAUUCACACAUCUUGCCAGCCGUAUAUAAUCGCUGGUGUGUGUUUUUUGGGUUAUGAUUCAAUGGUGACAGUACAUAAACCUUUAACUUGAAGGUUCCUGGUUCAUUCGUUUGUCAGAUAAGCUUCACUCCAAGAAGAUGUUUUUGACUACACAUAAAUUGCUGUUUUGUUAUUCCACACAUUUUACAGUUUUCCUGUUGACAUAUUACUAGCCUGAUGAUUUUUUCAGCAGCUACAUGAGUGACUCAUAUAGAGCUAUGAUUCUUUGUUUAUCCUCAUAUUAUCUCAGGGAAGUAACAAGUACUGCUAUGGUAAAACAUCUAGUUGUAUAAAUGGGUAAAUAUGUCACUUUGACAAAGCAAUAGGUAAACUAUGUAUCUGCAUUCCCCUUCUGAGUUUUGGGGUGGAGUUUAGAGAACUGUGUAAUGUAUUGAGUUUGUACAUGCAUUUAUCGGGAGCACCGUGAGUAGUAGUGUUGUCUCGUGCCUGGGUGAUGCGAUAGGAUGUGGGUUCAAUAUCCACUCAGUCUGUGUGGAGUUUGCAUAUUCUCCCCAUGUCUGUGGGUUUCUGCUGCAUGUUCUGGUUUCCUACCACUAUCCAAGGGUAUGCUAUUGAAGUGUAUCGGUGACUAAUCAAUCAUACUGUGACUGACGGCGUUUCACUGGUGUAUGGACAAGUG